This is a messenger RNA of Capronia epimyces CBS 606.96, 1491 nucleotides long. RefSeq lists its product as uncharacterized. Gene Ontology annotation, molecular function: protein binding. The record is from RefSeq and is a predicted model, not a curated record. Bases 1 to 1491 code for a protein of 496 amino acids. NCBI's taxonomy places the organism in Eukaryota, Fungi, Ascomycota, Eurotiomycetes, Chaetothyriales, Herpotrichiellaceae. The transcript is spliced from 2 exons.
AUGGCCUCGCACGUUGUCGUGAUCGACUCGACCGCUCGAAGAUCGACCAUCAAAACCACUCCAAACAAAACUCUCAGCGAAGUCCUAGAAGAGGCGUGCGGCAAACUCGGCUUGAAUGCCGCGCAAUAUGGCUUGAGACACAAUAAUAAGCAAGUCGACCUCUCUAGAUCAAUACGCCUCUCUGGACUGUCUUCAGGGGCAAAACUCGAACUCGUCCAACUGUCCAAAUCCGCAGGUGUCGUGUCGAUUGCCCUCCAAUUGCCAGAGUCCGAGUCGAGAGGACUCCCCAACGCCCGACUCACAGACAAGUUCCCCAGUUCCACAACCGUGUGGCUAGUGCUCAGGAAAUUUGAAGCCGGAGUAGCAGGAGGAACUAACCCUCCACGGAACUUGACCGCCAGAGGUGUUGCGUCUACGCAGGAUGGCACUUCAGGUGCCGGAAGAUUAUACUAUGAACAGCCUGUGGUGCAGGUCAUGAAUAGAGAGUUGUCGUCCUUAACGGACCUACAAAAGUCACUGGCACAGCUUGGUUUGAACAGCGGGACUGCAUUGCUGAGGUUAAGUUUCAGGCCUACUGACACUCCGUUGGAAGAAGCCAUGGUUCAAAUUCAAGGCUACUUUGACUCUGUUGAGGGGCCCGCCAUUGAAAGAACAGAGACACAAGAAGCUACGCUACCAGAAGAACCACAGCGACCUUCGGACGACAAAAUUGAUACCACAGAAGACAACCAACCUCAGAAGGCGCCUGUUUCUCAGGACGACGCUCCCAAGCCUUCGUCUCCGCAACCCGAAAUAGUAUCAUCAUCAACAGGUCGCCAAGUUUCCGUUUUUAGACCUCCCAGCUCUCAUACCCCUUCAGCCGCUCUCAUAUCUCAUAAUGAAGCAGAUUACAUGCCAACCGUCGAACAUGCACAUUCACAUCAGAGAUUACUGCAGACUCAGGGGCGAAACCAACGGCUAGCCACAGAAGCCGAGUUGGCGGCACAGGCCAACGAAGAGGCGGCGAAAUGGGCGGCGGUGAAAGAGGUGGAGGUCAAAAUCCGGCUUCCAGAUCAGAGUGCCGUGAGCGCCAAAUUCGGACAAAGUGACACGGCUGCAGACUUGUACAACUUUGUUAGGGAGUGCCUCGACGAGAAGUGGAGGUCAGAGCAAUUCACGCUUCGAAGUCCGGGAGCUCGAGGCAAGAACGAAGUGAUCCCAGAUGACCCUGGGAAAAAAUUGAUCCGAGACAUCCAACUCAAGGGCCGAGUUCUUGCUAUAUUUGGAUGGGACGAUCACACAGCCAGUAUUGAGGCACAGAACACCAAAGCUGUACUGAAGGAAGAGCUAAGAGUUCAGGCUCAAGAUCUUACUAUCCCUGAUAUUCCGACAGUGGCAGAGGAAGCGUCCGGUGUCAAGGUGAACAUUGGAAAGCGGGAUAGCACCACCGACGAAGGCGGAGAGGGCAAAAAGAAGCUACCGAAGUGGUUGAAAGGCUUGACCAAGAAAUAG